GAUCAACUGUUCUGUUACUGUUACUUUGCGAAUAGACAGAUCAACUGUUCUGUUACUGUUACUUUGCGAAUAGUAGCACCUACCUUCCUUCUUCCCCCAACCUCUCACUCUACUUUCUUCUACCUCCCGCAUCCGCACCGAACUACACCAGAAACAGCCCCGCAAGACACACAAGCAAACCUUUCCCACACACGUCGCAGGAUCUCGACUUCCAACUGACUUCACUUCUCCAUCAUUCAGUUUUCUUCGUUUCGUUCUACGGCCGCUCAGCCGCAUGUUGCUUCUCUUCACUUCUCAUCAUAACUCGUCGACCGAGUCGGCGAUGUCUGCUUGAUCAGACGUUUUUUUCGUUUCCGGAUACGUCGCAACUUCGAGAUACACCAUUUGUCGUACAAUAGCGUUGUAUAUUUCCAUCAUCAUUAGCACCAGCGUCUGCCUUUUUAUAGACGCUUCUCACACCACCACCAUGGAUACCUUCGAACCACUCGACACCAUCGACUCCAUAAUCCCCUCACAAGUUGAGAUGGAGCCAAUAGAACCACCCCCAAAACUCAAAGGGAGACAACGCCUCCUCCACAGCCUGGAACGAAUGUCCUCAGCGACGUCCCUCAAGGGCCUCAGCAGGAAACGAGCCAUAAGCAAUCCAUACUCGAGCACAAGCAGCAGGGGUUCUGCAAUCAGCUUCUCAAACAUACAAUCGAGCCAGGCUGGCAGCAGCUCGAGUUUCUCGAGGCUGGUUACGGGACAUCAGGCCACUACUCCUAUAUCUAGUGGGAGCACCCCGCCUACGUCAGUGAGUGGACUGUCGAACCUCGCAAGUCGACCGUGGACUGCGAAUUUGGACGAUGGCGGGCCGGGGAGUUCUCACACCUCACACCCAGGGAUCCAGACAGUCGACUCUGAUAUUAUCGAGAUCGACGAGGGAUACUUUGCUCAUCCGGUGGCAUUGUCGGCCAUAAAGCCCAGCAAGCCGAAUCCGAAUUUUGAUUUCUGGGGGAAUCUGCCGGAGGAACUGAGACUGUCGGUUUUGAGCCAUCUAAGACCCAAAGACCUGGUCCGAGCAUCCAUCGUCAGCCGCCUCUUCUAUUCCAUGUGUUUUGACGGCCAGCUAUGGACCUGCUUCGACGCCUCCGAGUUCUACACCGCCAUUCCCGCCGACUCCCUAGCCAAGAUCGUCUCAGCAGCCGGCCCCUUCGUCAAAGACCUAAACCUCCGCGGCUGCGUCCAAGUCGAGCACUACAACCGCGCCGAUGUCGUCGUGAAAUCCUGCAACAACCUGAUAACCGCCACCCUCGAAGGGUGCCGCAACUUCCAGCGCGCAACCCUCCACAUCCUCCUCUCCAGCAACCAGCGACUCGCACACCUGAACCUCACCGACCUCGCGGCAGUCAACAACGGCUCCUGCAAGAUCAUCUCCAAAUCCUGCCCUCAACUUGAGUCUUUCAACGUCUCGUGGUGCAGCCACAUGGACUCGCGCGGACUCAAACUCGUCAUCGCCGGGUGCCCUAAACUGCGGGACCUCCGCUGCGGCGAGGUGCGCGGGUUCAGCGGCGCCGCUGGUCUCGAGGUCGCUACGGCGCUGUUUAAAACGAAUAACCUUGAGCGCUUAGUCUUGAGCGGCUGCUCAGACAUCACGGACGCAACGCUACAAACCAUGAUCCAAGGCUCCACCGACCCAGACACAGAUAUCCUCACCAACCUCCCCCUCGUCCCUGCCCGCAAGCUGCGGCACCUCGACCUCUCCCGCUGUUCACGGCUAACAGACACCGCUCUCGAGUCCCUCGCCCACUGCGUCCCCUACCUGCAGGGUCUCCAACUCUCCUCCUGCGCGCUGCUAACCGAUUCCUCCCUCUCCGCCCUCGUCGCCACGACACCCUACCUCACGCAUUUGGAUCUCGAAGAAGUCUCUAACCUGAGUAACACCUUCCUCUCCUCGCACUUGUCCAAAUCGCUCUGUGCGCCAAACUUAUCACACCUAACAUUGUCGUAUUGCGAGAAUAUCGGGGACCUAGGUGUCCUACCGCUGCUAAGGGCCGCGACGGGACUGAAGGCAUUGGAUAUGGACAACACCGCCAUAACAGACCUCGUCCUCGCCGAAGCCGCCCAAAUGGUCCGCACCCGCGCCUCCCUCACCCCUCUCCCCCUCCCCACCAUCUCCUCCCUCCAAGUCCGCGCCACCCCAACCCUCAAACUCGUCAUCUUCGACUGCCCCCACAUAACCUGGCCCGGGAUCCGAGAAAUCCUGAGUCGCAACUCGGAGAUGCUUUCCCUACCUCCCGGGCGCCGGGAAGUGGUGGCGUUGAAAUGCUAUUACGGCUGGCAGAUGACGGUAGACGAACACCUUAAGCGCGUGCUGGCGGGGGAGAGACAGGGGGCGGAGAGGCUGGAGAGGAAGUGGGCGGAACAUAUGGUUGCGAGUGAGGAGGUGGGGGAGGGGAGGGGGGGAGGAGGAGGAGGAGGAGGGCGAGGGAGGCGGAGAGGGGGUUGGAUGAGGAGGGGAGUGGGAUGGCUGGGGGGGGAGGAGGAGGGCGAGGAGUGGGGGGUGUGUUGUUAUAACCCCACAACCAAGAUGGUGGAGGAAGAAGCCUAG
Messenger RNA from Pseudogymnoascus destructans, 2590 nucleotides. RefSeq lists its product as uncharacterized. Gene Ontology annotation, molecular function: protein binding. The transcript is spliced from 2 exons. The record is from RefSeq and is a predicted model, not a curated record. Gene Ontology annotation, cellular component: SCF ubiquitin ligase complex. Gene Ontology annotation, biological process: SCF-dependent proteasomal ubiquitin-dependent protein catabolic process. Bases 467 to 2590 code for a protein of 707 amino acids. NCBI's taxonomy places the organism in Eukaryota, Fungi, Ascomycota, Leotiomycetes, Thelebolales, Thelebolaceae.